AGUACUUUUUUUAAUUAACAUCACUGCGUGUGGAGUGCACUGCAAAUUUGUCAUCAAUGGCGGGUAAUGAAAUAGUUGGUAAUAUCGUUAGAGAAUAUAGAAUAGUUUUACCCAUAUCUGUUGAAGAAUAUCAGGUUGCACAACUUUAUGCAGUUGCUGAAGCUAGUAAAAAUGAAACUGGUGGUGGAGAAGGUAUCGAAGUAAUAACUAAUGAACCUUUUGAAUCUACAAUUGAAGGUGAAUGCAGUGGUAAGGUUUUUAAAGGACAAUAUACUCACAAAGUUAUUCAUCUUUCACAAAAGGUACCAAGAAUCAUUCGAGCGUUAGCGCCUAAAGGUAGUUUGGAAAUAAUUGAAAAAGCUUGGAAUGCUUACCCUUAUUGUAGGACCGUUUAUACAAAUGAUUACAUGGCUGAUAAUUUUUUUAUUGUUAUUGAAUCACGUCACGAGCCUGGUACAGGUGAAAUAGAAAAUGUGCAUCAGUUGUCAAAAAAAAAAUUAGAAAAAAGGAAUGUUGAUGUUAUUGAUAUCGUUAAUGACCCUUGUCGACCUAAUGACUAUAAAGCUGAAGAAGAUCCAUCUAAAGUAAAAUCUGAAAAAACUGGACGUGGUCCACUUAUUGGAGCUGAUUGGAGUAAAAACCAAAAUCCUGUAAUGUGUUGUUAUAAGCUGUAUGAUGUAAAAUUUAAAUGGUUAGGGCUUCAAACACAUGUUGAAAGUUUAAUUAUGAAAUCAGUGAGAAAUUUGUUGUUUAAUUUCCAUCGCCAGGUAUUUUGUUGGAUUGAUAAGUGGCAUGGUAUGACAAUUGAGGACAUUCGUGUUCUUGAAGAGCAAACAAAAAAAGAUCUUGACCAGAUGAGACAAUCUGGUGAGGUCAAAGGAACUGUCAUGAAAGAAAAAUAACUUGGGUUUUAAUGUUUAUUUUUUAAAAUAUAAAUUUAAUUAUUAUAUUUUUUUUUUUUUUUUGUAAUAGAAUUCUGGCGCUUAGUUUAGCAAUAUGUUAAUACGUGUAUAUUCUACAUCGACUUUGUUAUUCUCUCAUUGUAAAUUAUACAACAAUUUAAUAUAAUUGAA
This is a messenger RNA of Hydra vulgaris (swiftwater hydra), 1073 nucleotides long. RefSeq names its product phosphatidylinositol transfer protein alpha isoform. Gene Ontology annotation, biological process: phospholipid transport. Gene Ontology annotation, cellular component: cytoplasm. The record is from RefSeq and is a predicted model, not a curated record. Gene Ontology annotation, molecular function: phosphatidylinositol binding; phosphatidylcholine binding; phosphatidylcholine intramembrane carrier activity. NCBI's taxonomy places the organism in Eukaryota, Metazoa, Cnidaria, Hydrozoa, Anthoathecata, Hydridae.